UUCAGCUCUUUAAACGUUACUGCAACGUGCUCAUUAAAAUCGUUUUUGUUAAUUAUUUAUUAUCCUAAAUUAUAGUAAUUGUUAAUUUUUUUUAUAAUAAUAUGUCAUCUCAAUCAGCACCUACAAUUAUACUAAAUUAUGGCACCGUCAAGCAAGUUUUAUCAGGAGAUUCCAUUGUGGUAAGAGGAGUUCCCAAACCAGAUGGCCCACCAGCUGAAAGACAAAUUUGUCUUACAAAUAUAGUAGCCCCAAGACUUGGUAGAAGACCCACACCAGUUAAUGAUGCCACUCCUGAUGAACCAUAUGCCUGGGAAAGCAGGGAAUACUUGAGGAAAAAAUUGAUUGGUCAAGAAGUGUGUUUUACAAUUGAUUACAAAGUCCCAACUAGUGGAAGAGAAUAUGGCUAUGUAUAUUUAGGAAAAGAUAUUUAUGGAGAAAAUAUUGUUGAAUCUCUAAUAAAAGAAGGCCUUGCUGAAGUUAGAAAAGUUGGAAUGAGAAUGAAUGAAGAAAAUCAUAAACUUCUAGAACUUGAAGACAAAGCCAAGGAUACUGGGAAGGGCAAAUGGAACGCGAAGGAUUCUAAGAAUCACAUUAGAAGCAACAUGGUCUAUAAUGUUCCUGAAUUGAGAAAUUUCAUCGAAACUAAAAAGGGAGAGGUUAUGAAAGGUAUUGUUGAGCACGUGAGAGAUGGGUCCACUUUGCGUAUAUUAUUGCUACCAGACUUACAAACGAUUACCCUUAUGAUAUCCGGAAUCAAAUGCCCGACUUCACGAAGGGAAGGAGACCAGUCACAGCAAACGCAGCAAGAAAUCGCCGAACCCUUUUUCGAAGAAGCCCGAUUCUUCACCGAGAGCCGCUUGCUUCAAAGGGACGUGGAGAUCAUCUGCGAGGGCACCUCCAACGCCGCCGUUAUAGGCACCGUUUUGCACGCUAAAGGAAAUAUUGCAGAAUUUUUAUUGAAGGAAGGUUUCGCUAAGUGCGUGGAAUGGAGUAUGGCUAGCGUUAGUUAUAAUACCCAACGGCUUAAGAAUGCGGAAAAAUUCGCCAAAGAUCGUAACUUGAGACUUUGGAAAGAUUACGUGCCAGUUGAAGAAAAUGUCGAAACUAAAGAGACUAAAGCCAUUAUGGCUAGGGUUGUCGAAAUUAUCAACGCGGAAAGUAUGAUGGUGAAGAUUAUCAACUCGGGCGAAACCAAGAAAAUAUUUUUGUCUAGCAUUAGGGGACCAAAAAUGGACCAAGAACCAAACACGGUCUCCGUACUUAAUGGAACAGAAACGAGCAACCCUACAAAUAUAUCGAAUAACGCGAACGUUAAAGCUAACAAACCCUCUAACAAUUCUAGCACGGCUAAUAGCGGUGGCGGCAGAACUAUCUCGAGGCCCCUUUACGAAAUACCCUACCUUUUCGAAGCGAGAGAAUUUUUGAGAAAAAAAUUGAUUGGAAAAAAGGUGAGCGUUAACGUUGACUAUGUUCAACCAGCUUCUAUGGGAUUUCCCGAAAAAAUUUGUUGCACCGUUACCUACGGAGGAGUGAACGUUGCCGGUGCGUUAGUUUCGAAAGGAUUUGCCACUGUCGUGCGGUAUUCUAAUAGGUCAAAUAUGGGCGACCCUUCGCAAUCUCGGGCGGUUCCUUCAGCCGCGCGUAGCCCACAAUAUGAAGACCUGCUAGCCGCCGAAGCCGGAGCCACUAAGCGUGGUCUUGGAGUGCACAGCAGCUCGCGAGGGACCAGUGGUGGAAAGCCUCCACGGAUUCUUGAGCUUAGUGGGUCGAACGCUAAGACAUUGUGGCCCGGUUUAGCCAGAGCCGGCCCCAGGGAAGCUGUGGUGGAGUACGUAGCAUCCGGUGCUAGGGUCAGAUUGUAUUUGACGAAAGAGAGUUGGCUGGUAACCUUUUUGCUUGCCGGUGUAAACUGCCCAAGGGGUCAGAGACCCACACCUGGUGGGGGUGGCAUGAGCCCAGCCGAACCAUUUUCUCAAGAGGCUACCGAGUUUACUAGAGAGGCCAUCCUGCAAAAAGACGUUGAAAUAGAGGUGGAAAGCAUGGACAGAGCCGGCAACGUGAUAGGCUGGCUCCAUUACUACCCAUCACACGAGAGCGGCCCCUCCUCCACUCGUCAUAACCUAUCGGUAGACUUGGUAGAGGCCUCCCUUGCCGACGUUCAUUUUGGGGCAGACCGGACACGGUAUGCUGAUAGGCUGAGGGAAGCUCAGGGUAGGGCAUCGGCCAAAGGCUUGAAGAUAUGGUCCUUGCCGAGACCUACCGAAUCUGCUACAAAUGGAGUGGCUGAUUCUACCGCUGAAUGUCACGAUUCCGAAACAAAUAUGGCCGACACCGAACCAGAAGAAUCAACUGUGCGAACCGGCAGUAAAAAGAUGGCCCUUUCUCUACCCCGAAUAGUCGUCACGGAGAUAAACCCUGAAACAUUUGCCUUUUACUGUCAAGCAAUUGACAAAGGUGACGAUUUGAUUGAAAUGAUGACCGAACUUCGAAAAUGUAUAAACGAACAACAACUCUCUCCGUCGAUGAUUCCUUUCGUGCCCAAAAAAGGCGAAUUAUGCGCUUCUAAAUUCUCGGACAAUGAAUGGUACAGAGCCAGAAUCGAAAAAAUAAAUGGACCAGCUAUAACGAUUUUUUACAUAGAUUAUGGAAACAGAGAAAUAACUGAUGCUAGUAGGCUCACAUUUUUGCCUUCUCACUUCGUUUCCAUAUCGCCACAAGCUAAAGAAUAUUACCUAGCCUGCGUUGUCGUUCCAUCGGAUGAAGAUUUCAAGGAAGAAGCCCUCCAUCAAUUCCGCAAGGAAAGUUUUAACAAAGAAUUUUUGAUAGAGCCUCAAUACAAACUGAAUAAUUUGGAUUACGUUACUCUUUAUCAAGCAGUGCCAAACCCCGAAAAUGACAAAUUAUUUACCAAAGGUGAAGAUUUCGUUAAAACAAAGCUUAUUACGGAAGGUUAUCUGUUGGCUGAACCAAGAAGGGAGAGAAAAUUGUUCAAAUUGGUCGAUGAAUAUAAGAAAGCUCAGGAACAUGCCAAAAAAGAAAGGAAAAAUUUGUGGCGGUACGGUGACUUUACGCCAGACGAUGCUUUCGAGUUCGGUUUCAAGAAAUAGAAUUAGAACCACCCCAAAAUUGCAAUUCAUAUUUAUUAGUAUUUUAGACGAUACAUUUAUUUUUAUUAAAUACCAAUCAUAAAUACAUAUACUAUUAUUAUUAUUCACCUGACAAAAUUUUAUAAAUCAAUUUAUUCUAAUUUUAUAUAAACAAAAUAACGAUUUUCUUUACACUUUAAACUCAAAGUUUUAAAUUAUUUGGAUUUAUAAAAAUUAAUGGAAUAUUAUAUUAUUAUUUUGUUAUGAACGUCGACAAAAUUUAUUUAAGAAAAAUUAUUAGCCAAUUUAUUA
Molecule: messenger RNA, 3398 nt
Organism: Gordionus sp. m RMFG-2023
Lineage: Eukaryota; Metazoa; Nematomorpha; Gordioida; Chordodea; Parachordodidae
Product: staphylococcal nuclease domain-containing protein 1-like
Exons: 24
Coding region: 102-3107 (1001 amino acids)
Biological process (GO): mRNA catabolic process; regulatory ncRNA-mediated gene silencing
Cellular component (GO): nucleus; RISC complex; cytosol
Molecular function (GO): nuclease activity; RNA binding
Source: RefSeq, a predicted model, not a curated record